UCUCAAGCUUCCCGUCUAAACCCUUACCACAGCAAAAUUUCUGUCAGCUUUCUUCACUCACUUUCUGCGAAUUCCUUUCGAGAAAUCUCUCCUCACUCUCUAAUUUCCAUCGCGAGAGCUGUCUUCCGCUCUCCGAUCAAUUGCCUUCAUGAACUUUUGUUGAUCGCGCAUUUGCACACCCUCCGGAGUGUCAUGGCGGAGGAGAUCGCUGCUCUCGUCGUCGCUCUGUCGUCCGACGAUUUCUCUCAGAGGCUCCGCUCCGAUGCGUCGGCGUCCGUGCUCCGAGUAGGUUUCCAGAAGCUCUAUUCAAUCCUCAGGCAGUCCGUGAGGCCGGUCGAUUUUGAUUCCAGCGGCGAUGCUGGUAAAGGUGGCGGUAAGUUAGGGUUGGAGGUCUGGGAGCAAACUCGAAUUCACGCUCUGGCGUGUGUCUCGAUUGCUGUUGUUAAAGCAAUCCGAUCUCUGUCUGUUGAGCAAGUAGAGCCUGUGGUUGUGGCGGUGGUCCAGCAGUCGAUUGAAUUCGCUUUGUGUUAUUUGGAGAAAUGGAUUGGGAAAAGUGAUGAUUCAACUCUUCAGAAUACAAUGCUACAACUGUUGGAGUUAUUGCUAGCUGAUGGGGUGCAAAAGGAAUCAGACAUUUCUCUGUCAUGUCCAACAAGCAUUCCUGUGGACUUGUUGCCUAGUUCUGUUAAUAAAGAUGAUGAUGUUUUGUGGCAGGACAAUGUUAAGUGUAUGCUUCAAGGGUCCAUUUGCUCUCUGGAAAAAGAAGCAGACAAUGAUCUAUUGAUACAAUUUAUUUCCGAGUCCAUACAAGUUGAUCCUGUGAAUCCAGUUGCACAGUAUAUUCCUUCCAAUGCAAAUAAGUUGACAUCUCUUUCUCAGCAUUGGGCUGUUAUUCAUCUCAGAUGCAAUCAUCGUCUUAUCUUACUUUGCAAAGAAGUUGUAGAACUUCCAGUGUCAUCGGAUGAAAAACAGACCAGUCUAAAUUUGCGGAGAAAAUUUUCAACUUGUCUAAGAAUACUGAAUUUGCUGGGAAGUGUUACUAAGAGUCAUCCGAUUUUGUACUCAGACAACCUUCUGUUGCAUUCUGCUGCUUCCUUCAUCGAUAUAUUACCUAUAUUGUUCAGAACUGGUUUUGAGUUUGUAAAUGCCAACACUGUUGUUGAAAGUAGUUAUGAAAGUCUUGCUGCCCACAUAUUGGAGGAAUUUCUUCGAGUAAUGCAAGCAACUUUCUGUAAGAAUUUUGUGUUCCAGAACAUCCAAGCAUGUGUGGCGGCUUCUGUUAUGCAGAAUUUGGGUUGUGAUGUCUGGAGGUUUGAUAAAUAUUUGCCCAGCCACAAACCCCCCCUGGCUUACUUUCCAAGGGUGGUUAUUUUUGUUCUAAAACUCAUUUCAGAUAUUAAGGAUCAGGCUCUUCAUUUCAUUGAGUUAGAUGAUGCUGGGCUUCCAGACAGUCAAUUAGGGCUCAAUUCUCCUUCAUGCCAUGUCGGUUCUGAGAAAGUAAUAUUGUUGAAAAAGCAUACUAAGGUGGACUUGCUUGAAAUAUUAUUUCCAUCAUCAGUUCAAUGGCUGGACAAUGUGAUGCAUCUUCUUUUCUUCCUUCAUUCCGAGAGCACAAAAUUAGAGCCAUUAUUGGAAAGGUCAUGUUCCAACGGGACGAAAGCUUCUACCACCUGUGAAGUGGAAAGUGUUGCUUGUCAUGAAGAUGAAGCCCUUUUUGGGGAUCUUUUUUCUGAGGGUGUUCGCUCUGUUAGUUCCGCUGAUGCGUGUGAGCAGUCAAAUGCUACACACAGUUCUGUACCCGGUUUCAGUAAUAUGCCAUUUCAAGCAGCAACUGAAUUGCUAAGUUUCCUAAAAAAUUGUGUAUUUUCUCCUCAGUCACAUCCACGGAUGUAUCAAAAUGCAAUUAAAGAGCUUAAUGGCAACCAUAUUGAUAUUUUGCUAUCAAUACUCAACUGUCAGGUCUAUUAUCCUGAAGAAAGGACUUGUGAUAAUAAUCUAAUUGUGCAUGAAGAAAAGAAGUUUGGGACUGUUCAUUUGUAUUGCUUUGAACUGCUGCAGAAACUUGUACUGCUUCAAGCUUUCCCUGAAUCUCUUGAGGAGUCAGUUGUUGACAAAAUACUGACAGUUGAGAAUGGUGCGCAUCUUUACAAUGAUCUGAUGCUAGCUUUGCUUGCCCACAUACUUGUUUGUCGAGAGGGUUCUUCUGGUUCUAGAUUAAGAACCAAAAUCUACCAGCUGUUUUUCAAAUUUAUUCAUCAAAAGGCGAAAACAAUUUGCUCAACAAGCUCUGAUUUGAAAGAUAUUGUUGAAACUCUGCCCUCUCUGUUUCACAUUGAGAUUAUGUUAAUGGCUUUUCAUUUGUCAUCUGAUGAGGAAAAGGGCGUGCUGGCAAAUCAAAUACUUUCAUCAUUUAAAGCUAUUGAUAUUCCCUCGACGACUUCUGAUAGUAUGCAGUUGUCAUGCUGGUUUUUACUGGUUUCACGGUUGGUUUUGGUACUGCGUCAUAUGAUGUAUCACCCGCGUGCUUGUCCAUCAUUGCUGCUGUUGGACUUCAGAACUAAAUUGAGGGGAUCCUCCGUGCUAAGCACACCUGGUUCUACUAACUAUUGGUCAUCCUGGCCAGCCACUGCUCUGGAGGAUAUAAUGAAUUCCAGUGGAACACAAGCAAACAUGACUUUGCUGAAUCAGUUAAUUGAUAUUGCUCCCCUUCCAGCUUCUCUGUGUAGAGAUUUUCCAGCAGUGGAAGGGUUUGGUUUGAGUUGGGAAAAUACAAUUGCCACUUUCUCACAGAUUCUUAGACUUUGGAAUGGUAAAAAGGCUGCCAGUGCUGAUGAGCUUAUUCUUGAGCGAUAUCUUUUUGUGCUUUGCUGGGAUAUUCCAAGUCCAACUGAGGGAUUGUCUCUGAAACGUAUGCAAGUUCCGUUCAGUGGUGUCAAGGUUCUUGAUGUCUUAGAUAUGGAGAACUUUCAUUUUACCAGUCAUUUUAUAUUAGGUCAGUCCCACCCUAGCAAUGACUACAGCACCAUCCCAGGUGUUCUGUUAAAUUUGCUUCAGCAGUUGCAUGGUUCACUUAUGCGGGAUGAUUUCGAGGAACUCGGGUGGGACUUCUUCAGGACUGGAUCCUGGAUUUCUUUUGUACUAUCCAUGCUUUCUACUAGCACCAAGGGACUCAACAAUGGAAAUUCACACCAACUAGAGGCAGCUAAUCAACCAGAUAUCACUGAUCUGGAUGCUGAGUUUCUCGGGUUGACUAAACAAUUUGUCUACAAAUCUUUCACUGCUGAUCAAAUUGCGAUGCUAUUCAGAGUAUUGUCAUCUUUACUGAAGAGAUACUUAUGGGUUUAUCAGAUGGCUUUAGCUUCAAUGUUCCAAAAUGGGCUUCACUCUUCUGUUAAUUUUUUCCCUCUUCUGCUUCUUGAAUAUGCUGGUUUAGAUAACAACAUGCAGGAUGAAUUUCCCCAAAAGUUGGGCACCAAACCAUGCCUUCUCGACUCUCUUUAUGAGCUUCCGUCGAGGUUAAGUAAAAUUGUUGAAAAACUUGCUCUGGGAAUUCGAUCUAAAAUAUUCUGGGAAGUUGCACUCCAUGGAUUUCCCCUGCAUCUUCAACUUCCAACAGAAAUUCUGUCUUCAUGUAUCCUCAACAUGAAAGGAAUUAUUGUUAGUCUUGACGGACUACUUGAUAUAACAGUUUCAAGAGGAGCUGAUUUGGAGGAAAAUGAGGUGAUCAAUGAAAUUCUUGAAUCAGUCUUGUCGAUGAAGUGUGACAAGGUUUUUCAAAGUCUUGAGGGUAAAUUUGAUCACAUUUGCCAAGCCUUGAAAAUGGGUCCUGAUGCUCCAGACUACAUCAAUUUAUUCAUUAUGAAGCGCAUGGAAGAAUUUCUGCGAAGUAUAAAUAAAGAAAAAGACUUUGAUAGAAGUAUCCAUGAAUACAUAGUGGUGAAGAUGGUUAAUAUGGCCAACAGCCUAAAGGGAGAUCCUUCAAGGAGCAGUAUUUUCAAAUUUUUUCUCUCUAUGCAGGAUACUUCUGAAAAUAAGAACUUCCAGGAGUCCCAACGUGGAGAUAUAUUGGUUCUGUUUGAUGCUCUAGAUCACUGCAUUUCUGAAUCUGUAAAUAUGAGGGUGCUCAAUUUCUUUACAGAUCUUUUGUCUGGUGAUUACCCUGAAGUCAAAGUGAAGUUGCAGAUGAAGUUUAUUGGCAUGGAUUUGAUUUCUCUAUCAAAGUGGCUAGAGAUGAGGUUACUGGGAUCUCUUGCAGAAAUACCUAGUGUUAACACUACAAAAGGAGGUUCAGUUUCGUUAAGAGAAUCAACCAUGAACUUUCUGACGAGUCUUGUGUCUCCCACUAGUGAAUCCAAGCUGCAGGAAGCACAGAUCCAUCUACAUCAAGCCUUGCUAGUUCCUCUGGAGAGUGCAUUUUCUCUAUAUGAUUUCAAUAUAGCUAAAAGUUAUUACAAUUUUAUCAUUCUGCUCUCCAAAGGGGAAUUGUUGAUUAAGUCACUGCUGCAGAGAACUAUUGAGUUGAUGGAGAAACUGGCUGAUGAUGAGCGCCUGAUUCAAGGACUGAAGUAUCUUUUUGGAUUCCUUACAAUGAUCACCAGUGAUUGUGGGUCUCCCACUUGCACCUUGGAGAAGUCCUCUGGGAAAUCCCUUUCUAGAUGUAGUUCAGGUUUAGGGACUUUGUCUUCUGGAACUCUUUGUUCAAGGAAAAAUGCUGAUGAUUUGGUUCCAUCUGCUAAUCGAGCUCCAGCAUCUGUUGACUGUGAUGCAACUUCAGUUGACGACGAUGAAGAUGAUGGGACCUCAGAUGGUGAGUUAGGUAGCAUUGAUAGGGAUGAGGAGGAGGAUAGUAACACUGAGAGAGCGCUUGCAUCUAAAGUUUGCACCUUCACUUCUAGUGGCAGCAACUUUAUGGAACAGCACUGGUACUUCUGUUACACGUGUGAUCUUACAGUCUCGAAAGGCUGCUGCUCCGUCUGUGCAAAAGUUUGUCAUCGUGGUCAUCGUGUUGUGUACUCCCGCUCUAGUAGGUUUUUCUGUGACUGUGGUGCAGGAGGUGUUCGAGGUAGCAGUUGUCAGUGCUUGAAGCCUCGAAAAUUUACUGGAAGUAAUAGUGGUGCACCUGAACGUAGUGCUGGUAAUUUUCAGUCAUUUCUUUCUCUUUCAGAGAAUGGUGAUCAGCUUCCUGACAGUGGUUCAGAUGUUGAUGAGGAUUCGCUGAUAGACCUAGAUUCCUCUACCAGGUUAUCUCUUCCAAUUGAAGUCCAGGAAAGGAUGCCGCUGCUGCUUGAUGAACUGGAGGUUGAAAGUCGUAUAUUAGGGGUUUGCUCAUCAUUCUUACCUUACAUUACUGGAAACAGAGACUCCAACAUGAUAAGAGAUAAAAAAGUUUCUUUAGCAAAAGUGGAAGUGCCCCACUACAGUAACGACCUCUUACAAUUGAAGAAGGCAUACAAAAGCGGUUCACUAGACUUGAAGAUAAAAGCAGAUUAUUCGAAUGCAAAGGAGCUCAAAUCCCAUCUGACAAGUGGAUCUCUAGUCAAAUCAUUACUUAGUGUCAGUGGCCGAGGUCGACUAGCUGUUGGUGAAGGUGAUAAAGUAGCCCUAUUUGAUGUUGGGCAAUUAAUUGGGCAAGCUACUAUUGCUCCUGUGACAGCAGAUAAGGCUAAUGUGAAGCCUCUUUCUAAAAAUGUUGUUCGAUUUGAGAUCGUUCAUCUUCUUUUCAAUGCACUUGUUGAGAAUUAUCUGGUUGUAGCUGGCUAUGAAGAUUGUCAGGUCCUUACCGUCAAUCAUCGAGGUGAGGUGAUUGAUCGAUUAGCGAUUGAGCUUGCUCUACAAGGUGCAUAUAUCAGACGUGUUGAAUGGGUUCCCAGUUCCCAGGUUCAGCUGAUGGUGGUGACAAACAGAUUCAUAAAAAUUUAUGAUCUCUCUCAAGACAAUAUCAGUCCUGUACACUAUAUCACAUUGCCUGACGAUACAAUUGUUGAUGCAGCCCUUUUGGUGGCUUCCUGCUGUAGAAUGUUUCUCAUUGUCCUUUCAGAGUCUGGAAACUUGUAUAGGUUGGAAUUGUCAGCAAAAGCAAAUGUCAGUAGCAGGCCUUUAAAGGAAAUCAUUCAAGUAGAGGGCAGAACUGAAACUGGAAAGGGCUCCUCACUGUAUUUUUCACCUACUCACAAAUUGCUCUUUCUGUCAUAUCAAGAUGGGAGUUCCAUAAUUGGCAGCUUUAAUCCAGAUGUAACAUCUGUGAUAGAGACAUCUGCAGUGCAUGAGAAUGACAUUGAUGGUAAGCUCCAGCCUGCUGGUUUGCAUCGUUGGAAAGAGUUACUGGGUGGUAGUGGGCUAUUUGUGUGCUAUUCUAAUCUAAAAUCCAAUGGGAUACUUGCUAUCUCUUUGGGACAACAUGAAGUGCUUGCACAGAAUUUGCGGCACACCGGGGGUUCAACUUCUCCUUUGGUUGGAGUUACUGCUGAUAGGCCUUUAACAAAAGACAAAAUCCAUUGUCUUCUUCUGCAUGAAGAUGGAAGUCUUCAGAUAUACUCCCACAUCCCUGCUGGGGUGGAGACCGGUGUAAAUUUGAUGUCAGAUAAGGUUAAGAAAUUGGGUUCUGGUAUUUUGAAAAACAAAGCUUAUGGGGGUGCAAAACCAGAAUUUUCACUUGAUUUCUUUGAGAAAACUGUCUGCAUUACACAAGAUGUGAAAUUUACUGGUGAUGCCAUUAGGAAUAGUGAUUCUGAGGGUGCAAAGCAAACUUUAGCAUCUGAAGAUGGAUUUCUGGAGGGGCCUAACCCUGCUGGAUUCAAGAUAACAGUGUCCAAUUCAAAUCCUGACACUGUCAUGGUUGGUUUUCGCUUGCACGUUGGUAACACAUCAGGAAGCCACAUUCCUUCUGAAAUUACUAUAUUUCAGAGAGUCAUAAAACUGGAUGAAGGAAUGCGCUCCUGGUAUGAUGUUCCCUUCACUGUUGCUGAAUCACUUCUAGCUGAUGAAGAAUUUACAAUAUCUAUUGGUCGAACCUUUAGUGGAUCUGCUUUGCCAAGAAUAGACUCUUUAGAAGUAUAUGGCCGAGCGAAAGAUGAAUUUGGUUGGAAAGAGAAGAUGGAUACCAUUUUGGAUAUGGAAGCUCGGGUGCUUGGUGGUAAUUCGUGGUCCAUAGGUUCAGCCAGAAAGUCUCCGGCUAUGCAAUCUUCUUCUAUACAGGAGCAAGUGGUAGCUGACGGACUUAAACUCCUAUCUAGGAUCUAUAUGUCUGGGAAACCUCAGGGAUCCCCGAAGAUUGAAGAUAAUAAAGUGGAGGGAAGCCACCUUAAAUGUAUGCAAGUACUGGAAACAAUAUUCGAGAGCGAUAGGGAGCCUUUGUUACAGACUGCUGCCAGCCGGGUUCUGCAGGCUGUCUUUCCCAGAAGAGAGAUCUAUUACCAAGUGAAGGACAACAUGCGUCUUAGUGGAGUGGUAAAGUCUAUAGCCACACUCUUGUCGAAGUUGGGAAUGGGGGAGCUUGCUGCAGGGUGGAUUAUUGAGGAGUUUACAGCGCAGAUGCGAGCAGUUUCCAAGAUUGCACUGCAUCGGCGCUCAAACUUAGCAAAUUUUCUUGAGAGUAAUGGUUCUGACGUAGUUGAUGGGCUUAUGCAAGUGCUGUGGGGAAUUUUGGAUGUAGAACAGCCAAACUCACAAACUAUGAACAACAUUGUCAUCUCGUCUGUGGAACUUAUCUAUUGUUUUGCGGAGUGCCUGACAUUACAUGGAAAAGAUUCAGGAUUGCCAUCUGUAGCCCCUGCUGUUACUUUAUUUAAAAAGUUUCUUUUCUCUACUAAUGAGGCUGUUCAAAGCGCCAGCAGCUUGGCUAUAUCUUCUAGACUGCUUCAGGUCCCUUUUCCAAAGCAGACAAUGUUAGGUGCUGAUGAUGCCAUGGAGAAUGCAACAUCUGUUUCUCUUCCUGCAGAUGCUAUAAAUGCUACUAGUGGAACUAAUCCAAUUAUGGUAGAAGAAGAUUCCAUUAUUUCUUCUGUGCAAUACUGCUGUGAUGGUUGCUCAACCGUUCCUAUAUUGAGGCGCAGAUGGCAUUGUACUGUUUGUCCUGAUUUUGAUUUAUGUGAAGCAUGUUAUGAAGUGCUAGAUGCAGAGAGACUUGCUCAACCACAUUCUAGAGAUCAUCGAAUGACUGCAAUUUCAAUUGAAGUAGAGACAUUCAGUGGGGACGGUAAUGAAGUUCACCUGCCCACGGAUGAUUUAAGUGACGCUAAUAUGUUGCCAGUUGCUGCUGAUGUCAACAUACAUGAUUCAGAUCCAUCAAUUCAUGAGUUGGAGCCGAAUGAGUCAGGGGAGUACUCAACGGUUGACUCUGUUACCAUAUCUGCAUCUAAAAGGGCUGUCAAUUCUUUACUUCUCUCUGAGCUCCUUGGACAACUAAAAGGAUGGACAGAGAGUACUUCUGGAGUUCAAGCUAUUCCUGUGAUGCAGAUAUUUUACAGAUUGUCCUCAGCUAUUGGUGGUCCUUUUACUGGUAGUGUGGAGGUUGAGAGCUUAAAUUUGGAGAAGCUAAUAAAGUGGUUCAUAGAUGAGAUUAAAAUGGAUAAACCAUUUGAAGCCCGGACACGUUCAUCUUUUGGGGAAGUGAUGAUACUUAUUUUUAUGUUCUUCACCCUUAUGCUGCGUAACUGGAACCAACCGGGGGGUGAUGUUACUGUAUCAAAAUCUGGUGGGGAAACAGAUUCCCAGGACAAGACGACCAUCCAGAUCUUAUCUUCCGUAUCAUUAUCAAGUUCAUCUACUUCUGACGGCCUAGAGAAAAGUGACUUCACAUCUUCUCUGCAUAGAGCGUGCAGCUUUCUUAGGCAACAGGUCUUUAUUAAUUAUCUCAUGGACAUACUGCAGCAGCUUGUGCACGUCUUUAAGUCUCCCUCUGUAAGUGCUGAAACUCAAGGAUCAAAUACUGGUCCUGGCUGUGGUGCACUGUUAACAAUCAGAAGAGAGCUCCCUGCUGGGAAUUUUUCACCAUUCUUCUCAGAUUCAUAUGCCAAAUCACACUGUUCAGAUAUUUUUGCUGACUACCACCGUCUAUUGCUCGAGAAUACUUUUCGGUUGGUUUACUGUUUAGUUCGACCUGAAAAGCACGAUAAAGGUGGGGAGAAAGAGAAGACGCACAAGAUUCCUUCUGGUAGGGAUUUGAAGCUUGAUGCUUAUCAAGAUGUCCUUUGCAGUUACAUCAACAAUCCACAUACAACUUUCAUAAGGAGGUAUGCUAGGCGGCUGUUUUUGCAUGUUUGCGGUAGCAAGACACACUAUUACAGUGUACGAGAUACCUGGCAAUUUUCUACUGAAAUUAGUAAGCUCAAUAAACACAUUAGUAAAUCUGGUGGAUUCCAGGGAACCAUUUCUUAUGAAAGAAACGUCAAAAUGGUGAAGUGCCUUUUAACAAUUGCUGAUGUAUCUGCAGCAAGACCUAGAAACUGGCAGAAGUAUUGCUUGAGGCAUGCAGGUGUCUUAUCCUUCCUCAUGAAUGGAGUUUUCUUUUUUGGUGAAGAAUGCAUUAUCCAGUCCCUGAAACUUUUGAAUUUGGCAUUUUACACUGGUAAGGAUAUUAAUCACUCCUCACAGAAGGCUGAAGGUGGAGACGGAGGAAUGAGUUCGAAUAAGUUUGGGGAACAAUCGCUUGACUCUAAGAAAAAGAAGAAAAGUGAAGAAGGAAGUGAAUCUACAUUGGAGAAAUCAUACAUGGAUAUGGAACAGGCACUGACUGUCUUUACGGACCGUGGUGAUGACUGCCUGAGGCAGUUUGUUGACACAUUUCUAUUGGAAUGGAAUUCAAGUACUGUGCGUCGGGAAGCCAAGUUUGUUCUUCUUGGUGCCUGGUACCAUGGUAAGCAGUUAUUCAAGGAGACUAUGCUAACGGUUCUUUUGCAAAAAGUGAAACACUUACCAUUGUAUGGUCAGAACAUCAUUGAAUAUACUGAACUUCUCGCUUCGUUGCUUGGAAAAACACCAGACAACACCUUAAAGCAACAAAAUGGUGAAAUCAUUGACAGAUGCUUAACCUCUGAUGUAAUUAAAUGCAUCUUUGAGACGCUUCAUUCGCAGAAUGAACUUCUGGCUAACCAUCCAAAUUCACGCAUCUACAACACAUUGAGUGGUUUGGUUGAAUUUGAUGGUUAUUAUCUUGAGAGUGAGCCUUGUGUUGCAUGUAGCUCACCUGAAGUCCCAUAUAGUCGAAUGAAGCUCGAAAGUCUGAAGUCAGAGACAAAGUUCACAGACAAUCGUAUCAUUGUUAAAUGCACAGGUAGCUACACCAUUCAGAGUGUCACAAUGAAUGUUCAUGAUGCUCGUAAAUCAAAACCAGUGAAAGUGCUAAAUUUGUACUACAACAAUAGACCUGUAGCUGAUUUGUCAGAAUUGAAAAAUAACUGGUCUUUGUGGAAGAGGGCAAAGGUAUGCCAUCUUGCUUUCAAUCAGACAGAACUCAAAAUGGACUUUCCAGUUCCCAUAACGGCAUGUAAUUUUAUGAUUGAGUUGGAUUCUUUCUAUGAAAAUCUUCAAGCAUUAUCUCUCGAACCUCUGCAAUGUCCACGAUGUAGUAGACCUGUGACUGACAAACAUGGAAUCUGUGGCAACUGCCAUGAGAAUGCUUAUCAAUGCAGGCAAUGCCGUAAUAUUAAUUAUGAGAAUCUGGACUCAUUUCUGUGCAAUGAGUGUGGUUUCAGCAAAUAUGGUCGCUUUGAAUUCAACUUCAUGGCGAAGCCAAGCUUUACUUUUGACAGCAUGGAAAAUGAUGACGAUAUGAAAAGAGGACUAACUGCAAUAGAGUCUGAAUCAGAAAAUUCUCAUCGAAGGUAUCAACAGCUCUUGGGUUUCAAGAAACCAUUACUGAAGAUUGUCUCAAGCAUUGGUGAGAAUGAAAUGGAUUCUCAACAGAAAGAUUCUGUGCAGCAAAUGAUGGUAUCUUUGCCUGGACCUUCCUGUAAGAUCAACCGUAAGAUUGCCCUUCUUGGUGUGCUCUAUGGUGAGAAAUGCAAAGCAGCCUUUGAUUCUGUGAGUAAAAGUGUUCAGACUCUUCAAGGCCUCCGGAGGGUGCUGAUGAACUAUUUGCACCAGAAGAAUGCUGAUAAUCAUGCUGCAGCCUCGAGAUUUGUUGUGCUGAGAUCUCCAAAUAGUUGUUAUGGCUGUGCUAGUACAUUUGUGACCCAGUGUCUCGAGAUAUUACAAGUGCUCUCAAAACAUCCCAGUUCUAAAAAGCAACUUGUUGCUUCUGGCAUUCUGCGAGAAUUGUUUGAGAACAACAUACAUCAGGGCCCAAAAACAGCUAGAGUUCAAGCUAGGGCAGCACUUUGUGCCUUCUCAGAGGGAGAUGCCAAUGCAGUAGCAGAGUUAAAUGGCUUGCUACAGAAGAAAGUUGUUUACUGUCUUGAACACCAUCACUCCAUUGAUAUAGCUAUGACAACUCGUGAAGAACUAAUGUUGCUUUCAGAUGUCUGCUUCUUAGCAGAUGAAUUCUGGGAGUCAAGAUUACGGAUUGUCUUCCAGUUGUUAUUUAAAUCAAUCAAGCUGGGUGCCAAACAUCCUGCUAUAUCUGAGCAUGUUAUUCUACCUUGCCUGAAGAUCAUAUUGCAUGCAUGUACACCUCCAAAACCUGAUUCGGUGGAUAAAGAGCCAGUGAGUGGAAAGCCAACUUCACUUCUACCCGUGAAAAAUGAAAACAACUCAUAUGAAUCUGGCUCUAGUGCAGUUGUGAAUGCGAACCGAUCUGUGUCAGAGCCGUCUGAGAAAAAUUGGGAUGGUUCUUCGAAGACUCAAGACAUGCAGUUACUAAGCUAUUCUGAAUGGGAAAAGGGUGCAUCUUAUCUUGAUUUUGUGAGGCGGCAGUAUAAAGUUUCUCAGGCAGUCAGAGUCGGCCAAAAAUCUCGGCCUCAGAGAUGUGAUUAUCUGGCCAUGAAAUAUGGUCUCAGAUGGAAGCGGCGUUCUUGUAAGGCAGCUCAGAGCGAAAUAAAAUUGUUUGAACUUGGCUCCUGGGUUACUGAACUUAUACUAAGUGAUUGUUCACAAUCUAUAAGAUCUGAGAUGUGCAUGCUAGUUAAUCUUCUUUGUGGUCAAAGUUCAUCCAGACAGUUUCGGUUACUGAAUUUGCUAAUGUCGCUGUUGCCGGAUACUCUUUCUGCUAGUGAAAAUGCAGCUGAGUAUUUUGAGUUGCUCUUUAAAAUGAUAGAUUCAGAUGAUGCUCGUAUAUUUUUAACUGUUCGAGGAUGUUUAUCUACAAUAUGCAAGCUAAUCAUGCGGGAAGUGAGCAAUGUUGAAUCUUUGGAGAGAAGCCUCCGCAUUGAUAUAUCACAAGGGUUUAUUCUUCAUAAGCUCAUAGAGCUCCUUGGCAAAUUUUUGGAGGUUCCGAAUAUCAGAUCAAGGUUCAUGCAAGAGAAGUUGUUAUCCGAUGUUCUUGAGGCGCUGAUUGUGAUUAGGGGAUUAAUUGUUCAAAAGACUAAACUAAUUAGCGAUUGUAAUCGGCUUCUUAAAGAUCUUCUUGACAGUCUUCUGCUUGAGAGCAACGAGAACAAAAGACAUUUCAUCCAGGCAUGUAUUGGUGGCUUGCAGGUUCAUGGAGAGGAUAAGAAAAGGCGCACUUCGAUGUUUAUUUUGGAACAGCUCUGCAACUUGAUUUGCCCUACGAAACCUGAGCCAGUAUAUCUAUUAAUAUUGAACAAAGCACAUACUCAGGAGGAAUUUAUUAGGGGAUCAAUGACCAAGAAUCCUUAUUCAAGUGCUGAAAUUGGCCCUCUGAUGCGAGAUGUGAAAAAUAAGAUAUGCCACCAGUUGGACCUCCUGGGACUGAUAGAAGAUGAUUAUGGCAUGGAAUUGUUGGUAGCAGGAAACAUUAUUUCUCUUGAUUUGAGUGUUCCUCAAGUUUAUGAGCAAGUCUGGAAAAAAUCAAAUAGUCAGACUUUAGCUGCAGCCUCUGGGACAGGUUUUUUGUCUGUUAAUGCUACCACAACAACCAGAGACUGUCCUCCAAUGACAGUGACUUACCGGCUUCAGGGCUUGGAUGGUGAAGCUACAGAGCCCAUGAUUAAAGAAGUGGAUGAGGAUAGAGAGGAAUCUCAAGAUCCUGAGGUUGAGUUUGCGAUAACCAGCGCUGUACGAGAAUGUGGUGGUCUGGAGAUUCUCUUGAGCAUGGUUCAACGUCUGCGAGAUGAUCUGAAGUCAAACCAAGAGCAGUUAAUUGCUGUGCUAAAUCUGUUAAUGCUUUGUUGCAAGACAAGGGAUAACAGAAGAAAGUUAUUAAGCUUGGGGGCUUUGGGUUUACUGCUUGAAACCGCCAGACGUGCCUUCUGGGUUGAUGCUAUGGAACCAGCCGAGGGAAUUCUUUUAAUUGUGGAGAGUCUCACUCUGGAAGCAAACGCGAGCGAUAACAUCAGCGUUACACCAGGGGUGUUUACAGUCUCUAGCGAAGAUGCUGGUAACAGUGAACAAGCUAAGAAAAUUGUUCUCAUGUUCCUGGAACGAUUAUCUCAUCCUUCAGGACUUAAGAAAUCUAGUAAACAGCAGAGGAAUACAGAGAUGGUUGCGAGAAUCCUUCCAUACUUGACUUAUGGAGAACCUGCGGCAAUGGAAGUUCUCAUUCAGCACUUUGAGCCUCAUUUGCAAAAUUGGAGUGAAUUUGACCAGCUACAAAAGCAAUUUGAAGACAACCCCAAGGAUGAGAAGAUUGCUCAGCAAGCUGCCAAACAAAAAUUUGCUCUGGAGAAUUUCAUCAGGGUCUCUGAAUCUCUUAAGACAAGCUCUUGUGGGGAGAGAUUGAAAGAUAUCAUAUUGGAGAGAGGGAUUACUAGAGUUGCUGUGACACACUUGAAGGUGUGUUUUGCGUGUGUAGCACAGGCUGGUUUUAAAUCAACUGAGGACUGGGCAGCUAAAUUAACAUUGCCUUCUGUUCCGUUUAUACUUUCUAUGCUUAGGGGGUUGUCAAUGGGUCACAUGGGUACCCAGCGGUGCAUAGAUGAGGAAGGAGUUUUACCUUUGCUCCAUGCUUUAGAGAGUGUUUCUGGUGAAAACGAGAUAGGGGCGAAGGCUGAAAACUUGUUGGAUACCCUUACUGAUAAGGAAGGAACAGACAAUGGGUUCUUAGCAGAAAAAGUUUGCCAACUAAGACAUGCAACCCGUGAUGAGAUGAGGCGUCUAGCUCAGAAGAAAAGAGAACAGUUGCUUCAGGGGCUUGGAAUGUGGCAAGUGACAUCAGAUGGUGGUGAGCGAAUUGUUGUUGCUCAGCCCGUUCUUGAGGGUUUUGAAGAUGUUGAAGAUGAGGAAGAUGGGCUAGCUUGCAUAGUUUGCCGGGAGGGCUACCGAUUGAGACCUACUGAUUUAUUGGGUGUCUAUACUUACAGUAAGCGUGUGAACUUGGGUGGUGGAACUUCUGGAAGUGCCCGUGGUGAUUGUGUUUAUACAACUGUCAGCCAUUUCAACAUCAUACAUUUCCAGUGCCAUCAAGAGGCUAAACGAGCUGAUGCUGGCCUAAGAACUCCGAAGAAGGAAUGGGAUGGUGCUGCCUUGAGGAACAAUGAAACUCUCUGCAAUAAUUUGUUCCCCCUGAGAGGACCCUCUGUUCCAACGGGACAAUACUUGCGUUAUGUUGAUCAGUACUGGGACUAUCUUACUGCAUUGGGACGCGCUGAUGGAAGCCGGCUGCGGUUGUUAACAAAUGACAUUGUUUUGAUGCUAGCUCGGUUCGCCACUGGCGCAUCAUUCAGCACUGAUUGUAGAGGUGGUGGAAAAGAUAGCAACUCCAAAUUUCUGCCUUUCAUGAUACAGAUGGCAUGGCACCUUUUAGACCACGACUCUUCUCAACGAAAUAAUCUGGCUAAAUCCAUUUCGACUUAUUUGUCUUCCACAAUUUCUCCUGGAACACAACAGCCUUCAAGCGGAACAGAGGAGACUGUCCAGUUCAUGAUGGUCAGCUCACUCCUUUCAGAAUCAUAUGAGUCAUGGUUGCAGCAUCGGCGGGCCUUUUUACAGCGCGGAAUAUAUCAUGCAUACAUGCAACGUCAAGGUCGCUCUCCACAGCGUAGAGCAGAGUCGGGAGAUGGCAGUGGGUCUGACGAAUUAUUUUCCAACAUUCAGCCCAUGCUUGUGUACACUGGGUUGAUUGAGCAGCUCCAGAGAUACUUGAAGGUGAGAAAGUCUUCGACGGUCCAAACACGAGGGGCGGGAGGGGAAGACCAAACCACUUGGGAGGUCGUCAUGAAAGAGAGAUUAUCGAAUGUGAAGGAUAUGGUAGCUUUCUCCAAGGAGCUACUCUCAUGGCUGGACGACAUCACCUCAGCCUCCGAUCUACAGGAGUCGUUCGACAUCAUGGAUGCCUUGUCCGAUGUUUUAGCUUCUGGAUAUACCAGGUGCGAGGAUUUCGUCAAUGCUUCCAUAAAUCUAGGAAAAUGACCAUCUUGUUACUUUGUUAGCUCUUUUUUGUAUAGUUACAUUACAUGUGCAAGAAACUGAGGCCACAAGAGUUUAAUGUUGCCAUUGCAGAUUUGUAUUCAUUUAUGGUCUAAUAAAUUCCCUUGCCUCUGUUUUAAAUGUA
Molecule: messenger RNA, 15544 nt
Organism: Salvia splendens (bonfire salvia)
Lineage: Eukaryota; Viridiplantae; Streptophyta; Magnoliopsida; Lamiales; Lamiaceae
Product: auxin transport protein BIG
Exons: 14
Coding region: 193-15402 (5069 amino acids)
Biological process (GO): auxin polar transport
Cellular component (GO): cytosol; plasmodesma
Molecular function (GO): protein binding; zinc ion binding
Source: RefSeq, a predicted model, not a curated record